AUUUCACCUCUCGUGCAUCACAAAAUCGCUAUUCUUUCAUCCUAAACCACCCAGCAAGGCAUAAAAUGGAGGCGAACCUGAGCAAGCUCAACUGCUUGAUGUGCGGCACUGGAGAGUACACGACGGGAUGGACUGGCGCUGGUGCCUCUCAGUCUGACAAGAAAGUGGGUGUUGUGGGCUUGACCCUGUUCGACCUCCGGCGGCUUGGCAAGGUUAAUGCCCUGUCUAUGGUCGGCACGAACGGGGCGAAGUUCCCCGACAUUCGCGCACACUUGCAAUCCAAGAUCGCCGACGUGUACAAGGACUUUGACGUGGGCUUCAAGAGCUAUCCGGAAGGGGACAAGCAAGACACGGAAGCGUACAAGACUGCCAUUGAUGCGCUUAAGCCUGGAGACGCCGUCAUCAUAUUCACUCCUGACAAUACUCAUUUUGCCAUCGCUCUCUAUGCACUCGAGCGCAAACUACAUGUUCUCCUCACCAAGCCCGCAACCCAGUUACUGGAGCACCACCAAAAGUUGAUUGACGUGGCGGAGAAGAAUGGCGUUGUGUGCUUUGUCGAACACCAUAAGCGGUUCGAUCCUGCCUACUCUGACGCCCGCGGGCGUGCACAGGCCCUCGGGGAGUUCAAUUUUUUCAGUUCAUGGAUGAGCCAGCCGAAGCAUCAGCUUAUUACCUUCAAGGAAUGGGCGGGGAGGGACUCCGACAUUAGUUACUACCUCAACUCCCACCACAUCGACAUCCAUUGCUGGAUCAUGGGUGACAAAGGCGUGCCAACUCGUGUAGUGGCUAGUGCAAGCAAAGGUAUUGCUACCAGCGAACCGUUUAAUUGUGUACCUCAGGCCGAGGACACAAUCACCCUCCUUGUGGACUGGGAGUCAACCACCAGUGCGAAGCAUAGGGGAACUGCAGUGUACACUGCGUCCUGGACCGCUCCUAUGGGCGCGGGUAUCCACUCUGGACAACAUUUCCACUACAUGGGCGCAAAGGGAGACGUGCACGUCGACCAAGCCCAUCGCGGAUACGACGUGACAGUCGAUGGUUCUGGACUCGCCUUUUACAAUCCUUUUUACAUGAAGUACACGCCGUCCGAAACGGGUCACUUCGACGGCCAACGAGGAUAUGGUUAUAUCUCCAUCGAGAAGUUUGUCGAUGCUGCACGUAUGGUCAACGCCGGCGUAGCAAAGCCGGCAGACUUUGACAAGCAGGGCUUGCCGACCAUUCUUAACACUGUCCUCACGACCGCGAUCCUCCACGCUGGCCGUAUCUCGCUCGAUGAGAAGCGUCCUGUGCAGAUCAAGAAGCAGGGCAACGGGUGGGCUCUUGAGUAAGAAACAGCUGGUGCAUUGUGCAGCUC
Dacryopinax primogenitus is the source of this 1354-nucleotide messenger RNA. RefSeq names its product NADP-binding protein. Bases 66 to 1328 code for a protein of 420 amino acids. Gene Ontology annotation, molecular function: nucleotide binding; oxidoreductase activity. The transcript has 8 exons. Gene Ontology annotation, cellular component: cytoplasm. Gene Ontology annotation, biological process: NADPH regeneration. The record is from RefSeq and is a predicted model, not a curated record. NCBI's taxonomy places the organism in Eukaryota, Fungi, Basidiomycota, Dacrymycetes, Dacrymycetales, Dacrymycetaceae.